This is a messenger RNA of Benincasa hispida (wax gourd), 1167 nucleotides long. It is a transcript of the gene ARF3, whose product is annotated as ADP-ribosylation factor 3. Lineage: Eukaryota; Viridiplantae; Streptophyta; Magnoliopsida; Cucurbitales; Cucurbitaceae. The record is from RefSeq and is a predicted model, not a curated record. Gene Ontology annotation, molecular function: GTPase activity; GTP binding.
UCGGAAGUGACGUGGAUUGAACGCACCGCAGAGGGAGGAACACGGCCGGGCCAUCAAAGAAAUUUCUGUUACUUAGCCAAAUUUCCAACUCCAAUUUUGAGAAUUGCGAGACGAAUUGGAGCAGAUCAGCGAGUUCUUUACUGUGAGUCGGCUACUUCUUUCUCCAGAUUUCUCAUUCAAUCUUUAAUCCUGACAACAACGCAGUUGGUAUUUUCAGGGAUGUAUUGAGCUCUGCGUUUGAGAUCUGAUCCCUAAUCUAUCAAUAACCCAUCAUUUUUCUCUGCACACCAUGGGGAUUUUGUUUACUCGAAUGUUUUCUUCGCUUUUUGGGAAUAAGGAAGCUCGGAUCCUUGUUCUUGGCCUCGAUAAUGCCGGGAAAACUACAAUUCUCUAUCGGCUCCAGAUGGGGGAGGUUGUCUCCACUAUUCCAACAAUUGGAUUUAAUGUUGAAACUGUUCAGUACAAUAAUAUCAAAUUCCAGGUCUGGGAUCUUGGAGGACAGACUAGUAUCAGACCAUACUGGAGAUGCUAUUUUCCAAAUACACAAGCUAUAAUCUAUGUGGUUGAUUCAAGUGAUACUGAUAGACUGGUCGUAGCAAGAGAGGAGUUUCAUGCAAUACUUGAGGAAGAAGAGUUGCGGGGUGCAGUUGCCUUAGUUUUUGCAAAUAAGCAGGAUCUUCCGGGUGCACUUGAUGAUGCUGCAGUCACAGAGGCUUUAGAGUUGCAUAAGAUUAAGAACCGCCAAUGGGCUAUAUUUAAAGCCUCUGCUAUAAAAGGAGAAGGUCUUUUUGAGGGAUUGGAUUGGUUAAGUAACACCCUGAAGUCUGGAGGUGGCUAACUCUUACCGGCCAAAGAAGAAUAUUUGAGGCACCCAGUUAGAGAAUACGAUGUUUAAACAUUAUGACUUGCAGAAGAGAACUCAUUUGCCGAUUGAUUUCGCCAGUUUUACUUGCUUUUUCAGUCACAAUUUUUUUUAAGGGAACGAACUAUUGGUAUACAUGUAAAAUUGUUUUCAUUAAAGAUGGUGACCACUGGAGUUUUCACCGACUCUAUUUUUCUCGUUUCCCAUCUUUAAUUGAUGUGAUUUGAAGCAUAUUUGUUACUAUGCCUAAAGAUUGUACUUUAAUCACUAAUUCCCUUGAAGAGGAUAUUCUUCUCUGAAGCUUA